CUGCCACGCGAAGUUGACUCGGCCCUGCCCUGAAGUCAGCUCUAAUUUUCUCGACUUGCUGAACGUGCUUCAAACCAUCCAUCGAUCCCAGACCCUCAUCCUCCCUCUCUUUUACUCCUCCUUCUCCUCGCCGUACCAUGUCUGUCGAUCUCGCAAAGCUCAACUCCCACUUGUCGACCAGGUCAUACGUUGAGGGCUACACGCCCUCGCAGGCCGACGUGCACGUCUACAAGGCGAUCACCUCUGCUCCUGACGCGUCUGCUUCCCCCGCUGUCGCGCGCUGGUACAACCACAUCAAGUCCUACACUGCCGAGUUUGAGUCGUUCUCCGGCUCCAGCAAGGCCGGCGAGGCGUUCUUCGGUGGUGCUGAGGCCGCCAAGGAGGCUGCUGCUGAGGACGACGAUGAAGUCGACCUCUUCGGCUCCGACGAUGAGGAGGAGGAUGCGGAGGCAGAGCGCAUCAAGGCAGAGCGUGUCGCCGCGUACAACGUGAAGAAGGCCGCGAAGCCCAAGACGAUUGCCAAGUCUGUUGUCACCUUCGAGGUGAAGCCUUGGGAUGAUGAGACCGACAUGGUGAAGCUCGAAGAGGCGGUACGCGCCAUCGAGAUGGAGGGUCUCGUCUGGGGUGCGAGCAAGCUCGUCCCGAUUGGUUACGGUAUCAGGAAGCUCCAGGUCACCCUCGUCGUUGAGGACGAGUUGGUCUCCCUCGAAGACCUCCAGGACAAGGUUGCUGAGUUAGAAGACUAUGUCCAGAGCUCCGACGUUGUCGCCAUGCAGAAGCUAUAAGCGGUCACACACUGUAUCCGUGUUUUCCUCUGUAUCUUGGGUGUCGUGUUCUAUGAAGGUUACCAGUAGUUGUGUGUACGGAUCUUACGAGAAGUUUAGAAUGCAAAUGUGCUUGUAGUUGUCACAUCGUUUCUCACUGCGCCGGCCUCGAGCUCGAACUACCACGACAAUUCCGCGUUUGGUUCACUCACUGCACGGGCAGUGGGCAUCGCUUCAGAAAGCUUAUUGAGUCUUCCGAUAUCAGUCGCUAAUUUCACCAUGGGAUGCUU
This is a messenger RNA of Rhodofomes roseus, 1054 nucleotides long. RefSeq names its product elongation factor 1 beta/delta chain. Bases 138 to 785 code for a protein of 215 amino acids. Lineage: Eukaryota; Fungi; Basidiomycota; Agaricomycetes; Polyporales; Fomitopsidaceae. The transcript is spliced from 5 exons. The record is from RefSeq and is a predicted model, not a curated record. Gene Ontology annotation, molecular function: guanyl-nucleotide exchange factor activity; translation elongation factor activity. Gene Ontology annotation, cellular component: cytosol; eukaryotic translation elongation factor 1 complex. Gene Ontology annotation, biological process: translational elongation.